UGACGUCAUCGGCGGAGGGAUAGAUAGCUGUGUGUGUGAGAGAGAGCGCAGUGUGGGCAGAGGACUACCAGUGCUAUCCGCUGCGGACAGAAAGUGGAGGGCGAAAACUCUCGGAACGACAGCUUGCCGUGUGCCAAUGUGCAAAACUAUACAGUUUCGGUAGAGGCUAAGGGAUCGAGAAUCAGUCGCAAAAGAUUCGAGCUUUGGUCAUCAGAAAGAGGAGUAUAUAACGAUGUCGUCUCCAAGUCCGGGCAAAAGACGAAUGGACACCGACGUGGUGAAACUCAUCGAGAGUAAACAUGAAGUCACAAUCCUGAGUGGACUCAAUGAAUUCGUAGUGAAGUUUUAUGGACCACAAGGAACUCCAUAUGAGGGGGGCGUAUGGAAGGUGCGAGUAGAUCUUCCAGACAAAUACCCAUUCAAAUCUCCUUCUAUAGGAUUUAUGAACAAGAUUUUUCAUCCGAACAUCGAUGAAGCGUCAGGGACUGUGUGUUUAGAUGUGAUCAACCAGACAUGGACCGCUCUUUAUGAUCUCACCAAUAUCUUCGAGUCAUUUUUGCCACAGUUGCUGGCCUACCCGAACCCCAUCGACCCUCUGAACGGGGACGCCGCAGCCAUGUACCUACACCGGCCAGAGGACUACAAACAGAAAAUCAAAGAAUACAUCCAGAAAUAUGCAACAGAGGAGGCUCUGAAGGAGCAGGAGGAAGGAGCGGGCGACUCUUCUUCAGAAAGCUCCAUGUCCGACUUUUCAGAGGACGAAGCUCAGGACAUGGAGUUGUAGUUAAGGGUGACAGUUUCUCCCCUUUACCACAGAGACUAUAUUAUUUCCUAACCAUGCGAAGCAGACUAUAAAAGAUUCAUAUUUAAACAAGGUGAUUUUUUUUUUUUUUUUAUCAUUAUUAUUACUAAACCAGGAUUUUUAUGGAUAUCUAGCGUUGAUGAUGAUGAAUACAGCACCCUCUCAAGGUGUUCUAUCUCUACUUCUUGGUGGUUGUUUUUUUUCCCCCUUUCUCUCUUUCACUCUUUCACUCGCCCUCUCCUUCACCCCAGCAAAAGAAAGGCUUGUAGUUUUCCCCCUUGAUUCCACGUCGGUAGCUGCGUAGCUGGAAUGCAUGUCAUCGCCUCCCUAAUCCAACUUUUCUGACGCAGACAGCCCGGACAGAGGCUGUGUUUAAACGGGGGAGCCCUUUUUUUUUGUCCCCUUGUGAUAUUACUAAUGUACUGAGAGUUGUGUCCGUGAUGCUCUGAUACAUGAAUCCCCUCGGCUUAGACCUUUUGCCAGGACGGUCCUCAGAUGGAGUUGUUGCAGUUGGAUCGGACACGUUUUGCCUCAUUACUUCCAUCCACCUUCCCGACGCAAGUCUUUUUGAAUUAACGUAGCUUCCCUGGUUGUCUCUCCCUUAUUUGAAUUUUCCUUUUUGUUUUCUCUUUAAACAGCUGUUUUAAGAUAAAAACGCUCAAGAGAGGAACUCUCUUCUUUUUAUUUGGGAACGUUUCCACGCUGUACGUUAAAGCAAUCAUCAGGAUUUUACCGAACGCCGCUCACCGAUCAAGCCCUCGAUACAGCGCCAGUGGAAAAUCUCAAUAUGACUCCCUUUAAGUUCAUCGAGCGUUUUUUUUUUUUUAAAGAGGAUGUAGAUGUAGAGGCUAGCACAGCGAGGCUCAACUUUUCCACUAGCUCGAUGUUUCUGGCUUUUGUUCUGUUGUUGUGGAAGCCCCACAUCACCCAAACACGGCUCUACGCUUCCACAGUGACCUUCACAAAACGACCAGGAAGUGACUGUCCUGCUUCACGGAGCACAAAUCGUUUAUUUUGUACCAACAAUGUAUGCACAGAGUGUUUGUCUUUUUCCUCUUUCUGUCUCGCACCCGCUCCCUAUUUACGGGCAUCUUUUUCUUUUGUACAUUUGGAAGUGGUCGUGUAGGACUUUGUUGGUCUAGCCUAGAAGAAACCUUAAAGAGAAAAGAGACAAAAAAAAAAAACAUAAAAAAAGAUUUUUACUAACAUUUGUAGAGUUCAUCAUCUUUUCCUAUUGCUUGUGCAUAACUAUGAUAGCUGUUGUUUGACCUCAUGUAGAUCUAGUUAGUUUUACUGGGUGGUGAAAUCAAAAUUAGAUGUUCAUAUGGAUUUAGGUUUUGUAACCUGCUUGUCCGAAUACAGAUAUUAUCCGAAGGAUCCCAUUUGGUAAGAUCUGCCUCGGAAGGGCUUGUGGGUUUUAAGAGUAACGGGGUGGAAACGGGGCAGAUAUCUUCUGUAUAAAGAGCUUUUGAAUUUCAACAUCUGCAGAUGUCAUCAGUGGCAUGUUGGUACCAUGAAGAACCAGAUUAAGUUUGUGUAUGUGUGUUUUUUGCAGUAUUCUCACAAUGCACUUGCAGAUUCACUCAUCGUCCAAAAUGUAAAUGAAACGGGGCUGAAGUGUAGAGAAAAACGGACAUCGACCCCAACAACAAUGGCUUAAGGGGAGGUGUUUCAGUUCAGCUCGUGUGAUUUGAUCAAGAGCUGCCAAGGUUUUUUUUUUUUUUUUUUUUUUUUUCAUGGAGUGGCUUUUUAUAUUCUCAACUUUUUUUCUUCUUCUUCUUCUUUUUUUUUUUUUUUUUAGGUUUUAUGGGCUAGACAUUUGAUGUUGUUAUAGCCCGAGUCAAGAAUUGGCCAAAUUGUGCAAUGGAAAAAAGAAAAGUGUCUCAGUUUUGAGUCUAAAUCUGUUCAUAUUUUCAAGUAAAAGAAGAAAAACACCACUUAUAUGCAGUAUUGUAUUAAAAAGUUACCUUACAAGGAGAGAGAGACUGCGUACUAUUAGAGGUGGCUUUGUUUCACAUCUUUCAGACACGUAUGGAAGAAAAUGCUUCUCUGCUGCGGUUUGGUUGUUAUGGUAAACAUUUUGCCAUGCCUAGCAACACAUCCCCGACAAACAAGACAAACUCAGCUUCUCUACUUCAUUUCUGAUCCCCAGACUUUAAUAUGAGAGACAAAAUAUGGACAAUUUAGUUUGAACUAUAUAUAUAUAUAUAUAUUUUACUUAGUUUUUAACUCAAGUCAGAGUAAAAUGACUAAAGAGUCUGAGAAUCUCAAAUAAACAUGUAUAAGUGUGCUUCCAUUAUUAUUAAAAAUUUACUUUUUUUUGGUGAGAAUUUAUUUACUAAUUUUUGGAUUACUGUGCCCCCCAUGUCAAUAAAAGAGAUGCUCAUUUGGAGCAAGUAAUACAUGCUAAAAAAUAUGUUUGGGAUUGAAGGGAGUUAUUAUUCUUUUAUUUAAAUUUACUUUUUAGUAGGUGGGGUGAAAUAAAUUAUUACAGUGUGUCUUUUGUGUUUUGCACCCAUAAGCCCCCAGUGCUUACACACACACACAUCCAGGGUACAGCAGUUAUUAAUGUUGUGGUCUCCAGCUGUUUGUUUGCCUGAGAAAGAGCGAGGAAGAAGAGAUCGGUCUUCGGCUGCUGCUGUGGCCUCAGAGGCCCCGCCUGCUGACCCUCUCAGCCAAUGGCAUCGUGUCUCUUUCACUUGUGUUGAACUCUCCAGUGCACUUUGCAUGAGUCCGGUGUAGAGUCCAGUCUAGUUCAGUCCUUUAGUCCCUGUACCUGUGCUUCAAGAGGGUGCUCAGACAUGGGGCUUAUGUGGGCACACAGCAUGGAUUGUUUUUUUGUUUUUUAAUAAUCUGUAUUUAGUACCUAGUGUUUGAUACGCUGACUUAAAAGGAAAAUACACUUUUUUUUUUUUUUUAUGUUUUUUUUUUUCUCCCCAAGAUAUUAUGGUAAUUUGCUCUUUUUAUUUCCUUAUCCAUUAAUCUUACACUCUAUUUUUGCCAUUAUUUUUUCUUUUCUUUUGCAUUGUGAAGUGGGCAUGCCUGUCGCAAAGGACAAAUGCUCUUUAUCUAUAGGAUUAUAAUCUCUUAAAUAGCUGUGUACAGUAAACUGUAAUAACUUCUUUUUUAAUAAAAUAUUAAAUAUGUGUACAAA
Carassius gibelio (silver crucian carp) is the source of this 3956-nucleotide messenger RNA. RefSeq names its product ubiquitin-conjugating enzyme E2H (UBC8 homolog, yeast) (gene ube2h). Gene Ontology annotation, cellular component: nucleus. Gene Ontology annotation, biological process: ubiquitin-dependent protein catabolic process; protein polyubiquitination. Lineage: Eukaryota; Metazoa; Chordata; Actinopteri; Cypriniformes; Cyprinidae. Gene Ontology annotation, molecular function: ubiquitin conjugating enzyme activity. The record is from RefSeq and is a predicted model, not a curated record. The coding region runs from base 233 to 784 and encodes 183 amino acids. The transcript has 7 exons.